AUGCUUGCACCAGCCCGCUACAUGAAGUUCCUUAGCUACAUCACAGGAUGGCUCGCGGUUAUUGGCUGGCAGACCGCUUUCGCUUCAAGUGCCUAUCUUUCUGGCACUGAGAUUCAAGGAGUAGCAAUUCUCGCUAACAAAGCGUACAAUGCUUUGUCGUAUCAAGGGACCUUGAUCAUGUGGGCCACCCUGGUAGUUGCACUCCUCUCCAAUCUGGUUGGCGGCAGAUUCUUGCCCAGACUGGAAGGAUUCAUUCUGAUCAUUCACAUCUUGGGGUUCUUCGCUAUCAUUAUCCCUUUGACUUGCAUGUCCGAUCAUAAGACAGACCGAGAAGUCUUCCUUGAAUUCCUGAAUGGGGGGCAACUUUGCAACCCAGGGCUUGUCGUGGUUUGUCGGUCUCAGCGGAUGGCCGAAGAAGUUGCAAAUGCUUCGGUCGCAAUCCCUUGUGCAAUCAUGCUCAGUGUCUUGAUCAAUGGCAGUCUUGGAUUUGGCAUGUUGAUUGGAAUUCUUUACUGCGCAGGAGACAUCGACGCUGCCCUGAACUCUCCGACCGGAUACCCCUACAUCGAGAUAUUCUACCAGGGGACAGGUUUCAUGAGCGGUACAUUGACUAUGUGCUCAAUACUCUUGAUCAUUGGUAUCGCUUCAUGUAUCGGUAUGCUGGCCGCCACCUUUCGUCAGUUCUGGUCCUUUGCGAGAGACCGUGGUGUCCCAGGAUGGCGCGUUUGGACCAAGAUAUCCUUUCGCCACCUACCUGUCUACGGGACUCUGUUAACGACUAUCAUCUCCACCCUUCUCGGCCUCAUCAACAUCGGAUCCGAGGUAGCGCUGAACGAUAUUCUCUCCAUGGCGGUGUCUGGAAUUUACUCUUCCUAUCUCAUUGCUCGAGGUCUCCUAUUGUACCGCCGGUGCAAAGGUGAUAUCUCGCGAUACAACGAAAGCGACGAAACGACCAUCAAUGUACCUGGCGCAAAAUUGGCCGUUGUCUACAUGAUGAUCGUCAUUUUCUUCAGUUAUUGGCCAUCUUCUAUGGACCCAAGCGUGCAGGACAUGAACUACAGUGUUGUUGGUACGGUUGGGGUGGUUUUCUUAGCUAUUGUGUACUAUUUUGUGCGAGCUAGGCAUGUCUACCAGGGUCCUGUUAUGGAGACUUCCUGA
Penicillium maclennaniae is the source of this 1158-nucleotide messenger RNA. Its product is annotated as amino acid transporter. Gene Ontology annotation, cellular component: membrane. Gene Ontology annotation, biological process: transmembrane transport. Gene Ontology annotation, molecular function: transmembrane transporter activity. The record is from RefSeq and is a predicted model, not a curated record. The coding region runs from base 1 to 1158 and encodes 385 amino acids. The transcript is spliced from 5 exons. Lineage: Eukaryota; Fungi; Ascomycota; Eurotiomycetes; Eurotiales; Aspergillaceae.